Molecule: messenger RNA, 1601 nt
Organism: Musa acuminata AAA Group (dessert banana)
Lineage: Eukaryota; Viridiplantae; Streptophyta; Magnoliopsida; Zingiberales; Musaceae
Exons: 5
Coding region: 62-652 (196 amino acids)
Cellular component (GO): mitochondrial membrane
Source: RefSeq, a predicted model, not a curated record
GUGAAAUCGGUCGAGUUCUCCUAAUCUCGUAUAAACUCCUUAUCAAGUAUUAAAAUAGAGGAUGAAUAACUCAACGAGGAGGGCCGGUCGACCAUCUUCGCUAACCCUAGCGUUUCCGCUGCUACCGUCGCCAACGUCGCCGGCCGAUCACGUCUUCUUUGUCCCUGCCGCGGGCCGCCAUCUCCCUUUCCUGAAGAACUGGCACCCCCGGGAGUCUGUUGAAUUGGGUUCCUAUAUCGAUCGAUCGAUCGAUAUGGCAACUGAAUCAAAGACUAGUGCUGCCCGCAAAGCUGGUCCGAUGGUUCCUCCAGCUGAGAUUUUGCAUAAGGCUUCUCAAUUUAAACGCUGGGGCAGGAAAUAUCCCUUCCUUCGAUAUGGUCUUCCACUCAUUUCCCUUACAGUCUUGGGAUCUGUUGGUCUUGCGCAUCUCAUACAAGGCAGCAAAGAAGUAAUAAAAGAAAAAGAUGAUCUGGAAUGGGAGAUUAUCGAAACAACAAAAGCACUCACUCGAACCGGCCCCAAGGACAGCUACAAGCCUAGCAAGCUCUCUUUGGAGGAGGAGCUUAAGGCUCUGCAACAAAAGAUUGACAUCAGCAAUUAUGAGUACAAGAGAAUUCCCAGACCAAAAGAAGGGAAAGAUAGCAAGAAUUGAGUAGAACAAACAUGGUGAUUGCCAUGAUCCUUCUACCAUCAGAACUGAGAUCAAGAGGAGAAAACAAAACAAUUCAUUCCUACUUAUCAACAUCGUCGGUUGUCCAAUAAAAAGAUAACAAAAAGUCGGCAUGGUUUCUUGCCAGGUUCUACGGGCGGGAGAACUCAGGAGACUCUCCAUACCCACUGCAGUGUAGGUGCUGUACUUCUUCUAUCUUCCUUAUGAUCGCCUCUAUUGUGUUUGUGGUCUGCACAGAAUUGCGACAUCUUCUCGAGUCAUAUCUGUAUGAACGAUACCAACCAUCUACUUAGAGGGAUGACAUAUAUGCCUGCAUGAAGGAUUCCAGACGGGGCUCCGUCAGGUCCACCGUCUCAUCGUCCGAUGAGCGCCAACUCCGACCAUUUGAUGUCAGCAGGAUCAGCCUCUCCAUGUGCUCAGCUGAUACAGCCGGCUCCGGUUUUGCUUGGUGGUCACCGCAGGAGUCUCUUUCGACUGGCAUUGGCAAUGAACAUGGAUUAUGGCAUCUCCCGGAGACUGCUCGAUUUGGAUCCUUCCUUUCAACUGCAACUUCUGGAGUUUGACUUCCGCUGGUGCGGCGAAUGCUGUGAGAGUAUGAACUCUGAAUAGUGCAAAAGAGAACCAUUUAUAUGAACCUUUGGAAGUAAAAAAGAUCUACGUACACAGCUUUACCUUUGGAAGCAAGCAAAUAAAGGUGUUACAUAGCAUGAACAUCGGUCAUAUAUCAACCAAUGUUCAGUGUGAUGUAGCCUAUUACAGAUAUUGCAAGUAAAUGCAUAAUCUGGUACUCUAUCAGCCAGGUAUCACAGUGAUCUAUCUAUUUAUCAAAAGUUGCUUAUAACUACUCUUGAUCACAGUAAUGUGGAAUUGUUACUGAAUAGUCAUUCUGGUGGAGAUAAUACCGCACAAGAAUAACAAGAAUUUUCAAGUA